ACGUACGUGCCAUCCUAUGCAAACGGGACCGAGACUGAUUUCAGGACGAUGAACAGAAUUACGGGCCUCUGGACUUCCUUUGACGUAAAUCGCUAAUUCUCCAGUUCAAUUUAAUAUCAUGCUUUACCAUGUCGACUUACUGACUUUCCAUUGAUCGACGAACUUCAAUCACUUUCAGAUUGCCGAGACUCACUGCUGCGGAGUAAUGCGAGGAGAACACGAAUUAUUUGCGAGAUUCAAAAUACAGCGGAGGAUUCAUUAGUUAUGGAAUCUGCACUUUUCGAGGUCAGAAUUCGCCUUUGGGAGUGACCCGCUGGUUCACUCAUUUCCGACGGAAGUUCGUAUUCGUCGUUUAAUGUCAUCAGUCUUAUUCUUCAUAGGUUUCGCUUUUAUUCAACGACAUUGAAAUAAGGAGGACGUUGAGGUUGAGUCCGCGUUCUCUGCUGUGUGAUCGGAGUCGUGUACGAUCUGCUGAGAAUUUCUUGUCGAAGCAAUAUUAUUGUGCCAAUGCUAAUACGCCUUUUCGAACAGUCGUCCACUCACUGAUAAUAUUACGUAUCAGAGGACAUGAAUAAAGAAACGAUUUAUCCGUUCAAUAUUUGCAACAGCUAGUGGUCAGUAUCUACUGUUUGUAAUAUAUGCGGCAGAGUCAGUGUGACACUGAAUACAAUUUAUUUACAGUGCGAUUCAAGUUGACGGUGCACAGACGUGUUUUCCAAUCCAGUAAAGAAUGUUGAGAUUAUCAAUAAAAAUUACGACAUACUUAUCAUUUUUACAAUGCUGCUGUUACGCGAAUCCAUCUGUUACCAUCUAUCAAGGCCGUUUAGCAGGUAUCUACACAGUGACGCAUAAUGAUCGAAUUGUGUACAGUUUUUUAGGUAUCCCGUACGCAGAACCACCAAUUGGGAACCUGAGAUUUAAGGCACCUCAGCCUCCAAAACCCUGGACCGGUACUUACCGAGCUGAAAACGGAAGCAUAAGUUGCAUUCAAAUUCAAAAUGAGAAAAUUGUAGGAGUCGAAGACUGUCUCUACCUGAACGUUUAUACACCGCAGCUCCCGGAAGAUAGCUCAGUAUUGCUACCAGUAAUGGCAGCAAUUUACGGUGGAAAUUUCAAAAACGGUUCGGCAAGUCCUGAUUUCUACGGUCCCCAGUAUAUUCUCGAUCACAACGUGGUCCUCGUGACAAUGAACUACCGUCUGGGCGUCUUUGGCUUCAUGAGCACCGGAGACGAAGCGUCGCCUGGGAAUUACGGGCUGAAGGAUCAGACGAUGGCGCUGCGAUGGGUCCAGAGGAACAUCGGCGCCUUUGGCGGCGAUGCUGACCAAGUGACCUUGAUUGGGUUCAGUUCUGGUGCAACAUCUGCUCACCUCUUAUCACUCUCAGACAAGACAAAAGGGUUGUUCCACAAGCUGAUCUUGCACAGUGGAACCGCCACUUGCCUUCACGGAUAUCGAGACAAGUCGCUGGCCGCCAAGACGACUCACGAAAUUGCCGAAUUCUUCGACUGCCCAACCGAAAACUCGACCCUCAUCGUCCGAUGCCUCCGCAAACUGAAAGCGUCCACCCUCGCAUCAUGGAAGAUGUUAUACCUCGGAAUAUUAUUUUUUCCCACGAACGAACCCGAAUCCGACGAAGCCAUCGUCACCGACAGUCCGGCGAACUUGAUGAACCAAGGGAAAAUGCGGGAUUUGCCUUGGAUAUGUGGAAACGUACGUGACGAAGGUGCCUUCAAGAUGUCGCUGGAGUACACUAACUUAACCAAGUUCGAGGAGUCUGUAUCGCGAUUGAACGAUACCAUUAAAAAGGAUAUUGAGCAGCUUGGUAGGAACGACACUGCCGAUUUAUUCGAAGCUGUCACGGCUUACUAUUUUAAUGACUGGACCGUCGAUCAUGCUACGGUGAUAAAAAAUUACACGGACAUGUUUGGUGAUUUAAGUUUUUUUUAUCCGACGAUCGAAUGGCUGGAAACACAAGCGCGUAGCGGGAACCAAGCAGGAUACAUGUACGUGUUUGAAUAUCGAGGCACAUUCAGUUCAUCCUAUGAGAAGACGGGUAGCGAGAGAAAUAUGGGCGUGUGGCAUGGCGACGAUUUAAUAUACUUAUUUCCUUGUGCGAAUUCGAGUCUCGCGGCACACAAGAAAAACAUGAGUCGGACGGAUUUGAAAAUGAUGAAACAAUUGACGGGACUUUGGACAUCCUUUGUCACACAUGGGGUACCGACGCUGCCCGAAUGGGGCAGCACCGAACGAUGGUGGAAAUACGAUGCACGUGGCAGUUACCUUCGAAUUGGGAGUAAUUCGGAUCUGUCGUUGAUCAUGAAAACGUCACUUCACGAGAACAGAAUGAAUUUCUGGAGAAAAUUACUGGGUCAACGUAUUUCAGGAUCCGAAGACGCUUCAGCGGGCACCCUUACUACUGUCAUGGCUGGUUACGUAAUUUUAUCUUACGGUUACACUUCUUAAAAAUUCUACUGAUUGAGAGUGACUUUUAGAAGCACUGCAAUACACUGUUACUUUGGCUCUCCUUAAAAAUACAAAAUAUUCGCUUUAAACGACACGAGUCUUGAAUUUUUAAAAUAGCACCGUUCAUCCCAAAAUAUCUCAUUGAAUAUAUAUGUAUACAGUAUGAAUUGUUCAUGUUAGCGCAAAAGGCAAAUGUGGCAAGAAUAAAUAAUGGUGAAAAAUCGCGAAAA
Cephus cinctus (wheat stem sawfly) is the source of this 2694-nucleotide messenger RNA. Its product is annotated as esterase E4. The transcript is spliced from 8 exons. The record is from RefSeq and is a predicted model, not a curated record. Lineage: Eukaryota; Metazoa; Arthropoda; Insecta; Hymenoptera; Cephidae. Bases 731 to 2464 code for a protein of 577 amino acids.